AAAUACUCUGAGAUCUGAGCCAGACAUGCGGCGCAAGUAGACAGAUACCUGAACAAAAUAUCAUCAACUGUGGACAGCCUGUAGCAGUGGCCCUCAGACAGACUUUUCCAUUGUAUCAGUUUUACUGUCCACAAAUCACCAUGGAUCAGCAAUGUGUCAGUUCCCUUACUUGGGAAGGAUGGGCUGCCACCUGUGAUCACUGUAACACUCAGACUGAAUCAGCAAGAUGGGUCAGACCAGUUCUCAGGAGAUUGAACCUUCUGUUUCACCAGUAAAGAAGGCACCAGCCCCACCUCGCCCUCAAGAACCACCAAAACUUCAACUAGCUCCACGUCUGCCAAGCUACGCAGUUCCAGAAAACAAGGUCUUACCAACUGAGUUGCCUUCCAGACCAUUAAGGGCUGUUUCGUCCCCUUUCUCAAAGUCUAAUGCAGAUUCUGACGAACUUAGUGUGGACAAGGAAAACAAACCAUUAGAAAAUGGAUCUGUGAAUCUGGACCAUAAUUUCUUCCCAGAAGAUCAGACAGCGUGUGAGAUUAGUGAUCAGGAUUCUGAUGUGAAUAGUGUUAAGGGAAGAGAAAAGUAUAAAGCACCAAGUCCCCCAACUGAGAAAGUUCUGCCAGUGAAUUCACAAGGACACGUAGACAACAUAUUUCUGGAUCCGUUUUAUAACAGAGCGGCUUUAGCACACAGGAGGACAAAUUCUUUGGACAGAUUGCCUGCCUCACGUGUGAACGGUCACCCCAGGCGACCUAUCUCUGCUGUAAACCUCACCUCCAGUGAGCACACCAUUUUUGAGGACCCGGAGGAAGCUAAUCAAAACAAUAAGUACACCUCACUGCCUCAAAAAAGUACAUUUCCCAUGGACUAUUCUUAUGCAGUGACUUAUGCGCAACUAGCUGGACAUCGGCGAAAAAAAGUGCAGACAAAACUAGAAAGUGAAAAGGAGAUUCUUCUGAAGCAGCAGAGUUUACCUGAACUCAAAGGAAAGAAAGACAUGGAACCUAGUGUGGACAUGUACGUUACCCAUGAGGGUGAAAUUGACCUGGACAGUUUGACUCCAAAGAAAAAGAAAUACAAGGCUCCAGCUCCACCUUCCACCCCUAAGGUAUCAAAGCAUGCAGUUAUUCUUCAUACACAUAACUCAGGGAGGCCUAUUAAAACGGCACAUGCGCCAGUGUCAUCACAUAAGAAAGUGCUGGCUCCUGCAGAGCCCCCUGUGGAGCCCCCUGUGGACUAUGACACUGAUGAGAUUGUUACCCAUUCUGUAACCCUGCAGAAUCAGUCUGUGCAGCCCUCAUAUUCUAAUGGAAUAGAUGCUGCUUUGAAAUCUCCACCAAAAAUGUCUGAAGUUGAGAGAGUCUCGAAUGGAAAGGAGAGAAUUUCAAAUGGAAUAGGGAGAGCUGUUGAUUCCCCCAUCUCUGUAGAUAUUAAGAUUGUAGGGUUGCCAAUGGUGCCAUCUGAAAAAGUGUCAGAAAAGAAGGUGACUCAGAACCCAGUUCCUUUAGGCGCUCUUCGCAGGCAGAUGUCCGGGGCAGAUCCUGUGUCCCCAACCUCGCCCAAAUCCCCACCGCCUCCUGUGAAACCCAAACCAUUGAGGAGUCCAGAUGAAGGCAGAUUUACAUUUCCAAGUGUUCCAGGGAAGCUGGACACAGACGUUGUUACUGUCAAUGGGCAGAUUAUCCCAGAAGUACCUAUGCAAGAUCCUGUACAGAAUGAAGUUGUGUCAUUGAGCAUUGACUGUAAAUCUAAGAUUGUUAAAUCUGCAGUUGCCAGCCCACCAGUGACCAUUUCACCAGUGGCCUCUUCGCUGGUUGUUAGCCCAGUGGUGACUACCGCCCCCGUCAUUAGCUCACCAAAGGCCACCCCACCAGUUAUCAGUCCACCAGUUGCCCCUGUUGUUCCAGGUAGUAUUGUGAUUCACCCAGUCAUCAAUCUUUCAGACAGAAAUGGAAUUGGAGUACCAAAAACAUCACCUGAAGUUCAUCCCAUACAGAGAGAAAAUAGAAGCACUAUUCAUCUGAGUAGUGAAGGCAAAACAAACUUGAUCAGAAAGCAAAAUAGUGUUGAUGUGGAAGUGACCAAUCCACAACAUGCCUGUUUGAACGCAGUUAUCAGUGGACAUGAAAGAGAGGUAAAUCCUGUCAUAAAUAAUUCCAAAUCUGAAAUACAAGUUAAUUCAAGAGAAAGUGUCCAGGAUAAUGUUGGUAAUCAUCUUCAUGAAGAAAGAACAAAAGAUUCUUCCUUCGUAACUGCAGAUAUAAAGCCAAUACCUCUGGGCCUUACUGCAGAUAUCAUCCUGGAAAAAUCUACAGUGUGUGAGAAUAAUCCAGCGACACUCCCUCAAUCACAGUCUGGUAGUGAGAGUGGAGUCGCAAUGCUACUGAGUGACCAGAGCUUUGAGAGUUUGACAACAGGAGACAGAAGCAUGGAUGUGGUUGUAGCAGAGGGUGAAGAGGAGCCCUUGAGUAGUGAAGGACAAGUGAGUCAGGGCACCAUGACGAUUGUUCCUUCUGACAUGGUGGACAGGGUGGUAAGCCUCAGCCGCUCUGUAUCAACAUCAUCCUCAGACUCUGCCAAACCUAUGUCCCCACCACUCACUCCUGAUGACAGCCAACAUCCAAAGAUGAACAGUCUGCUGCAAAAUGACAUUGUUGCUGCGGCACAAGUCAGGGUUCUGAAACUGAAGAAACCUGCAACUGCACCACCACCUCCUAAGGAUCCAGAGGAAGUCUUCAAAGAAGAGCUUGCCAAAAUUCACAAGGAAAGAGAAGUGCGAAUCACGCGCAACCUUUCAAGAGACAAGGACACAGCCUCAUCUGGGACAGAGAGCGAUCAGCACCAGGGAGAGGCCUCCACUCGUGAUGUCAUGCCAGACAAAGAUAAUGACUCCGGCAUCCAAGCCUGCUCCUUUUCUGAGGAUUGGACCCCAGAGCAUGACCUGGAGGAUUCUGAUGAUGAAAACAGAUCUGUCCUCACCAGCAGGUCCGGAAUGUUCUAUGAUGGCAGGGAGGCAAAAACAAACAAACCAAAGGUGAAGCCAUCAAACUCAAUGUCCUCAAAUGCCCGUGUAAAGGUUCUGAGAAAAUCUGACUCAGAUGCCACUGACAAGUUUGGGAGUUUGAGAAGAUUCAGAGACAACGUUCAUAAAAGUGUGAAACAUGCACUGAGCUCAGUAAACAGGCCUUCCAGCAAACCAUCGAAGUUAGACAAAAGAUCUUCUUUACCUGUGCCUGCUCCUACUACAGCAGAGCUUAAACAACCGGUGUUUAGAAAACUAGAUCCAGAUGCAGAGCAGCAACCCUCAGAGAGCAAGAUCUCGGAGAAUGGUCAGCAUGGCACACACACAGACUCAGAACAGAAGCCAUCAAAGGAAGAAUCUUCCAAAGAUUCAGACCAGCAAGUGACGAAGAAGGCUGGUGUGGCAUAUGUUAGUGGGAAUGGUCAAAUUGUUUUAUUACCGGAGUUUGAAACUGUGACAUCUCCAAGCAAACCUGAGACAGAAGAUGGUCACCGUGCUCCUAAACGUUGGAAGAAGAUGAAGAAAUUUGCCUACAUGGCGACCACUAGAAAGAAGGAAAAGCAAAAAAUGGAACAGCUGUUGAGAGAGCGUGUUGAAGAGCAGGAGAGGAGGAUGGAAGCAGAACGUCAAAAACAGAUGGAAAUGGAGAAGGAAUUUAUGAAGGUUCGGCAAGUGGACAAACCAAUCCUUAAGGCCCAUCUUGAUGAUGACAGUGACUAUCCAAUCAGAAAUGAGAACGUAUCAAAGACAACAUCGCCCAGAGAAGUUCCACCAAAGAAGUCUGAGCCUCUUCAGAAUCCACAAGGCCAAGUUACUGUUAAUGGCACUGCACAAGGGAAGAUCACUCAAAAUGAUGCCCAGCCAUACGCUGUGACCUCAUUUUCGAUGCCGGGCCUUGUUCAGGCGCCUGGUGUAAUGGCAAAUGGCCAGCCUGUUGUUAGCCCUAUCAUUCUAACAGGCAAUGGACAUGCCUACAACCCAUGGCUACCCACACAACCUGUUCAGAACCCAGCCUAUCCAGCAUCUAUGGGUUGGGGUAUCUCCAACUAUCCACAAUAUCCUGCAACUUCACUACCUUAUGAUCUUACCAACUAUAUGCAAAUGUUGGACAUUAGUGGCCAAUCAGUGCCCGUGAACAAUGGACUAAUGAAUGGGUUCAGCAUACCAACUCAGUCACAGGUGAACAGUGGAAUCCAAUACAAUGGAACCACCAACUACACAGUGAUGAAUCCAGUCCACUUUCAGCAACCAAAUUCUGUGGAAGCCAACAACUACAACAACAAAAGGUCAUUAAAACAGACGAUCUAUGUGAACCCCAAUACAGUAGAUGACUCGGUGCUAAAUCAGAUGUAUGCUGAGUACCAGAAUGGCAACUCGCAGCAGAGCCGAAAGGAAAGGAAGAAGACGUCCAACCCUCUGUAUUACUCGAGUGAUGAAGAGGAGGAAUACGAUGUGAGCGAUGUCCAUACGGGGCACACUCAUAGUAAGGGAACCGUGGCGCGUAUAUCUGUCCCCGACCACCACAUACAUCCCCCCCACUAUGAUGGAGGGGAUGCAGAGAUGUCCAGCCCCUGUAGCAUAGCCUCCAGUUCUGCAGACAGUGGUUCUCCCUACCCAGUCAAAUUUAAUGGCGCAGCAACACAGUCUGCCCGGUUUCGAAGUGGGAGUACCUCUGACACAGUGAAUUUGGAUGAGAGCUACAGCAGUGCAGACAGAUAACAGCGUGACUAAAUGUCAUCUACAGGAGAGACAGACACUUCGACAAAGAUGACCUACCUAUCAUCAUUGACUGCAACUCUGUCCCAGCAUCACCCAGAUGGUGAUACUGGACAGUACCGAUAGCUAAUCCAGCAAAAUGUUAGCAGCCAGCCAUGACGACUGUACAAACUGAAAAAAAAAGUCAGCAUUACAAGGUCUGAUCUGCAGAGCUGGUGAAGUGCUUGUGACAACGUAGGCUGAAAUUAUUUUAUUUCCCAUAUGGGCACAAGUGAGUGAUGCAGUGUUCAUUUUAUGCCAACAGACAGGUUUCACACAGCAGUUUGCGAGUAUGAUUGUGUUGUUCUGAAACUUAACAGUUCUGUUAUGAUGCGGUAGUAGUAUCGAGUCCGGAGUUCAUGUCGUGUAUUAGAGCAAGGAUCCACAGGCAACACAACAUUUCAUAUGAAAGAAUCAAAUCUGUGUAUUUCAGGGUUCUGAUGACUUGUGGAAAUAACUUUUGACUGAGGCAGUCUUUCGAGGAAUACAGAUUCAAUAAGCUGGAACUCCUAUAUACAUACAUAUAUAUAUAUAUAUAAACAAAAACUGUCUUCCAUAUAAAAGUGCUAUAUGAUAUUAUUUCAGGAUUUAGUUUUAUGUAUAAACAGUAAUAAUGUUGAUGGCACAAAGGGUAUUUAAUACUGGUUAAAAGUGAACAAAUGCGGAUGAUGUGGUGCAGGCAGCAAAGGGGAGAUAACUCUUGAUGUAAAUGUGGCUUGCAUUCCAAGCCAUAAUAUAAUGAUUCAGAAUCGAUGGUUGUAUUUCACUACUGUUCAUAUCUACACAAGCUGAGCUUUACAUCAACAUAUCGUUUUCAGUUACUCUUGCAUGUACUCAUUUUGAAGAGAUUAGUUAUCCAUGUAUCUCAUUGUGAUAAUAUUUAUAUUCUUGUAUGGUAUUAUCUUAAGUUAUAGGUUGUGUACUUAUUUGUACUGAUCAGGCAUCUGCUCUGUAUGUACAUUGUAUUAUGUACAAUGUACACUUAUGAUCCAUAUUUCCUUCUCUUUUUGUUUAUAUACAACACGCAAGGGUCAGGGACGUUAAAGUUAGAAGUACAUGUACCAGAAAUGAUGGUUUUGGCAAAGCAACUGGCAUUCAUGACUGUUAAGCUCAGCUGUUUAAGUUUAGAUGCAUAUUAAAUGUACAUCUGAACAUAUUCAGGCUCCAAACAAAACCUAUUAUCUCAACAUGGCCUAUAUGCCAAUUUCAAGACACACUUAUAUUUAGUCACUCAUGAACCUCAAGGUGAUAUUUUGAUGAAUCUUUAUGCAUUUAUUGUUAUUCAAUGUAGUGUUUCACUGGAAAACUCAAACCAUUUGAACAAACCUUGAAAUUAGUCGGUUACAACAGUUAUAGUCAGAAGGGAUGAUUUAAACGUUUGCAUUCAUUUAACAGGGAAAGAUCUGUUCUCAGUUAACAUUAAUCUCUCGAUAAACCAAGUUGCAUGUUAAAAGAUGUAACUAAACAUGUUUAAGGAUAAAGUAAAAUUAUCAUAUUGUCAUUUGUUACAUGUAUUUAAAAUUAAAUUUAAACAUAACACAGAUGUUGUGAAUAAUUUCAAACUGCUGAUUAUUUUUCUCUGAUAUUCAUUCCCCAGUCACAUCAAUCACCGUUCCAUGCUGAGAUUGGAUCUUGCUGUCUUCCCCAUCUAUCAGUCAGUAUAGGAAUUGUUUAAUACAGUGUACUUCUUCCACCCAGUAAAUGUACUUCCGAAUUAAGAAGUUAUGUAGGAUUCAUUUCACAUGAAAU
Molecule: messenger RNA, 6526 nt
Organism: Liolophura sinensis
Lineage: Eukaryota; Metazoa; Mollusca; Polyplacophora; Chitonida; Chitonidae
Exons: 4
Coding region: 227-4741 (1504 amino acids)
Source: RefSeq, a predicted model, not a curated record